Messenger RNA from Coprinopsis cinerea okayama7#130, 1089 nucleotides. RefSeq lists its product as hypothetical. The record is from RefSeq and is a predicted model, not a curated record. NCBI's taxonomy places the organism in Eukaryota, Fungi, Basidiomycota, Agaricomycetes, Agaricales, Psathyrellaceae. Bases 1 to 1089 code for a protein of 362 amino acids. The transcript has 2 exons.
AUGGCCUGGGAGGACGCCUUCAGAGGGUUCGCGGAGACCGUUUCUAAGCACACCGCAGAGGCCACGUCCAAUGCUGCAAAGUUUGCCGUGGAAAAUGCUCCAGUCAUUGCAAAGCAUGUCGAGGAUGUGGCCGCCAAUGUUGCAAAACUUACAACAGACACCGCACCAGCCGUCUCGCAAGGUAUCACGACCGCCGCACAACAUACUGCCAAGUUUGUAGCAGCGAAUGCGCCCAUCGCCUCGAAGCACGUUGGUGAGGCUGCCCAGCACGUGGCUAGGUUUGUGGAGCACAACGCGGGGACUGCUACUAGAGUCAUAGGGGAGCAAAACGCGAGGUUUAUCGCAGACCAAACUCUAGUCAUUGCGCGUCAUGCUGGGGACGCUGCUUCGCACAUCGCCAGGAUGACGGAGGAACACGCACCAGCAAUCGCACAGAAUAUCAGCCACACCUCGAGGAGUGUCGCCGACGCCGCGGUGGAGCAUGCACCAAUCAUCGCGAAGAACAUACAAGAAGCGACCUCUUAUGCUGCCAAACGGACAGAGGAAGAAGCACAUGUCGUGGCAAAAAGCGUUGCGGAUGCUGCGUCCAGCGGUGUACAGGUCACUGCGACCCAUGCUGGUCUUGUUGCACGACGGGUCCAUCGUGCCACCUUGGACGUUUCGGACUUCACAAGGGAGAAAGCACCAGUCGUAGCUGCGGCCGUCCAAGGAGGAGCAUUCGCUGCUGCAAACUUCACUGCCGAGAAGGUGCCGGCUGUCGUGGACACUGUCGGAACAACUAUCAGGGAGAAGCCAGAGGUGGUCGCUGCUGUGAGUGGUGGUCUUGCAAUCACCCUGCUAGCACCCACUGUGUUUGGAGCAUUGCUGAAUGUGGCGGGAUUUACGGCGGCUGGGGUCGCAGAAGCGUCGAUAGCGGCUGGAAUCCAGUCUGCAGUCUAUGGAGCUUCGACAGGAGGUGUAUUCAGCAUUCUUCAGUCCAUGGGCGCCACAAUGGUGGCACCUGCUGUUCCCCAGAUUGUUUUUGGGAGUGUUGCUGCCGCGACGAGCUUGGGAUUUGGGGCUUACUCGUUCAAGGUGAAGCGCAGAUAA